AUGGCCAAGAAGAUAGAUGUUCAGUUCAGAAAAGAUCUGGAGGAUCUGGGAGUUGACGCCGAUAUCAUGGGUGAUAUUAUGGACAUACAUAACACACAUCCAAAUCUUGUGCCCUAUGAAUGCAAAAGGCAGUAUAACAUCAAGAAAAAUGAAGAGAAGCUACGAUCUCUAAAUCUUAUGGAUAUUAAACCUGAAAUGAGAUCCAAAACCUCUCAAUCACAGAAACGGAAGACUUGGACACCAAAGCCAAAAUUCACAACUCCCCUGGAACCAGCCAGGAAAUCUGCAAGAAUUGCUGGAAUAAAGCCAAUUCACUAUAAUACCUCGGAGUACCUGGUUGAGGUACCUCUGCGGUCUCAAAGAUCUGAAAGACCGAGGGCCCCAUCUAGGCCUAAGCUUGCAUUUAACGAUAUUGUUGACGUCAAAUCAGACUCCGCUGGUCCGAUCUUAGAUGUGCUAAAGAAAACAGUAGACAAAAAUCUCCUCGUAACCCCUCCAAAACUCAAAUCUGAAGACUCCACUAUUUUAGAAGACAUCAGAAAUCUACACCUCGACCAAAGUCAUAUCGCAAAAUUGUGUAAAGUUCGGCUAUCCUCGAUGGCAAUUCAUCCUGGACAUAAACUGAUAGUGGCAGGUGGCAGUAAACAAGGUGAGGUAGGUUUGUUUAUGCCUGGAGAAAAGAAGGUUACAAUUCGACUAGAACCUCACACUGACUUAGUUGGAGGUUGCCAGUUUUCUUGGAACAAGUUAUUUACAUCCUCGUAUGAUUCUUCCAUUCGGAUGUUCGAUUCUGAAACACUACAGUACGACCAGCUGUAUUCAGACCCAGAGGUGUGGUUCAGGUCGUUAAAUGUAUAUAACGAAAACGAGGUGUUGGUUGCUGGAACAAAUGGACAGGUUUUAAAGGUGGAUGUGAGAGAGAACAGUAAGGUUUGUGAGUAUCCUGCUAAACCGGACUUCAGUAAAUAUGGGUCAUUGUGGGCACUGGAUCAUAGCAAAUACGACACAAACUACUUUUUAUCUACCUCAAACAAUGCAACAAUUGCAGCCUGGGACCAUAGAAAUACCAAACAUCCAGUAGAUAUGAACACAAGUCAUUCUAAAACAGUGAGCAGUGCUAUUUUCGAUCCUAUCAGGGGUAAAAGAAUUGUGUCAGUUGGCUAUGACGAUAAAGUGUGCAUACUAGACUUUAGCGAUAAGGCUAAAUUAUCAGAAGUUAAGAAAUUCUCUCAUUGUAAUAACACAGGUCGCUGGCUCACCAAGUUCCAAGCGAGAUGGCAUCCAUCAAGUGAUGAACUGUUUGUUAUUGGCUCCAUGGCUCAGCCGCGUCGUGUUGAAAUCUAUAAUAUGCAAGGGAAAAUGGAGUGCACUCUCUCCAGUGAGAAUAUUGGCUCAAUUCAGUCGCUUGUACAGUUUCAUCAUUCACAGAACGCUCUUGUUUGUGGUAAUGGGAGCGGAUAUUGUUAUAUUUUUCAUAACGAUUGAUAUUCUCAUUUUCUGGAGGGCAUUUCCUAAAAGUCAUUUGCUACGAUUUUAUAAGUCGCAUUGACAUUACAGAGCACACAAAAUAAACCAGAGCUCGUGUUAUAACUUAUUAUAACUUGAUAACAAACUAAUUAAUUUCUUCGAUUUUAACGGUUUUUGUUUGUUUUGUUCAAUGACCCUGCUAAUGUGAAGGUUUUUAACUCUCUUUUUAAACUUUAAAUUCAUCUUUUGAUCAAAUAAAAGAUCGAAUGUAUUUUAUUAACUUAUAAAUUUUUACCAGAUUCUAUCAUGUUUUUCAAUUCCUGACCCUUUAAUGUAAUAUAUUCUAUCAUAUUCUGUAAUCUGUAUGUUAGUUAAAUUAACUACAUGACAAAUUUGUAAUUUAUUUCAAUUGUAACCUUUUCGAUACUCAAUGCCAGUUGCAGAGUUUUAAUACAAUUUUGAUAAUUGAUUUUAGUAGCAGCAGGACUAUUUAUUCCCCUAACACCAUGCCAAGAGGUCGUUCACAUAUUAUCAGUGAUCGACCGAGUCCUCGGCCUCGGUUUACCGAGGAAUGACGAUUUUUCCUCGGCCUCGAUCAGAAGAAUGAUUCCUCGGUUUGCCUCGGCUUCGGUUAAAUUACAAUAUGCCUUCCUCGGUCUCGGUCGCAAAUCCUGCCCUCGGUCGAUCUGCGAUCACUGCAUAUUACGUUAUCUGCCGAGAGGGGUUUUCUACAGUAGAGGUAUUAACUUAUUAUCCCAACUAUUGUAUAGAACCGCAGGUUCAUUUAAAAUAAAUAAUGAGAGAUAUGACGAUGAAGAGUUUUAAAUAAGAGUGAUAUUGUAGAAAUUCAUAGAAAACAGCCACAUUUGGUGCCCCUUCAGAGAUUCUUCCUCUUGAUGAUUAGAAGCUUCCCAGGAUUGGUAUAGCCAAGAAGAGAAUAUCUGGAAUCUGGGAGUUGAUGCUGAUAUCAUGGUUGAUAUUAUGAAGAUACAUCACAAAAAUUGAGAUCUUAUGCCCUAUGCUAUGAAUGCAGAAAAUAUAAUAUCAAGGUAAGCCAAAGAGAAGCUAUGAUCUCUAAAUCUUAUGGACAUUAGACCUGACAUGAAAUGACAUCCAAAAACUCUCAAUCGCAGAAAUGGACUAAAAGGCUAUAACAUGCGAAUCCUCUGGAAUCAGCUAGGAAAUCUGCAAGAAUUGCUGGGAUUAAGCCAAUUUAGUGUUAUCAUUAAUCAAAGACAGAGGCCAUCUAGGGCUUUUGACGUUUAAUCAGACUCUGCUGGUAUAAUUUGAGAUCUCUUAAAGAAACUGUAGACAAAUAUCUACUUUAUAGUUCCCAAAACUCAGUUCAAAUUUGUGUUAUCGAUUUUGGUUGUUUUUUAAAUUAACCUCGUGUUAAUAAAAUCAUGAAUAACUUCUUAUUAUAUCGAAAUUAGCAACAUAUUCUAGGUCAAAUCUUGAAAACACAGGCAUUCAAGUAUUUGCACUAACUAACGCUUUGUUCUUUCGAUAUGUUUUAUUUGAUUUUGAGGAUUUUAUAUAUAAUGUGACUGCUUAUUUCCAUUCAAUUAAUUGAUUAAUACAAAACGAACCAGGUAAUGAGUUCCCCUAAGAAAAGAAUAAAACCAGCUUCAGCAGUGGAGAUUCUCCCUCCUAGGAAAUCAUCACGAAUAUCUGUAAUGGAGCCGGUUCUUUACAAAGAUGAAAAAGUUGAUUUGUUGUUGUUUACAGAGCCCCAGAAAAGACUAACAUUAAAAGAAAAGGAAGAGAAUAAGUUCCGAGAGGAGUUGACCAGUCUGGGUGUAGAGGAGGAUCUUCUCAAGGAUGUUAUGAAGAUACACAGAAAAACACCUGAUCUGGCGCCUUAUGAAUGCAAGAGACUCUUCAACAUCAAGAGAAAUGAUGGGAUACUAAAGAAUCUUGACCUUAAAGCAAUCAAAUCAGAGAUGAAGGAAUCAAAGCCCAAACGCAAAUAUGCUAAAAAGGAUAAAAGUAUUCAGAAACCAGAAGAAACACUUCCUGCAAAGAAAUCUUCACGUAUUUCUAAACAGGAGCCCGUUAAGUAUAACCCUGAUUCAGGAUCUGAGCCUGAUGAUGAUGAUGCAGAUGAUAUGGUCCCUUAUGUUAAACGUUGAUCAGCAGAGUUCAUCUUUAUUUUAAUCAAAGUUCAAAAAGAAGAAAACUGCUGACAGUGAAUAGUGAUCACCGUGUUACCAAGAAAUCGCUCAGAGUUUAUUUUGAUCCUGGAAUUUAGAUGAGAACCAACUACUUUAUUAUUCAUGCAGCAAUUUAACCGACUUCCGUUUUUGCAUAACUUUCUGAGAUCUAUAUUUGUUUGUCGAGAAGUUGAACGUUUUAAGAAUCUUUAAAUUUCUGCUGAAAUAAAGCCAAACUCUGUUAGAGAGAUUGUAGUAAUACGAUCGUUAGUAGUUGCAGGUAACUGAUAGUGAUUGGUUAUAUAUCACCUUGUUUGUUGUUAAUUCUUGACUCUAUUAUCUAUUGAAUUUUAUUUUGAAACAUUUGCAUACUGAAUUAAGUUUGUUAAUUGAAUUGCUUAUUAAAUUUGUUAAUUUGUUUGUCGACAGGAUUUAUUUCUAUUAAUAGAAGUUGUAUUCGACAAUAUAUAACAACUUUUACAUAUUAAA
This is a messenger RNA of Bolinopsis microptera, 4109 nucleotides long. RefSeq names its product WD repeat-containing protein 76-like. Lineage: Eukaryota; Metazoa; Ctenophora; Tentaculata; Lobata; Bolinopsidae. Gene Ontology annotation, molecular function: protein binding; DNA binding. The record is from RefSeq and is a predicted model, not a curated record. Bases 1 to 1485 code for a protein of 494 amino acids. The transcript has a single exon. Gene Ontology annotation, cellular component: nucleus. Gene Ontology annotation, biological process: regulation of DNA damage checkpoint.